GUGACUCCUCUUCCUCACAGAGGAUCUUUGUGACUCCUCUUCCGCAGCAGAAUGGCAGGCAGCGCGUGGAGGUCAAUGCUGACCCAGGUGGUGGUGGGGGCCCUCAGGAGACCCGCUCUGUCUUCAGCUGCCUUUUCCAGAGGGAUGCAGACCGUCACUCUGAUUCCUGGAGACGGGAUCGGGCCGGAGAUCUCCACGGCGGUCAUGAAGAUCUUUGAAGCGGCCAAAGCUCCAAUCAGGUGGGAGGAGAGGAACGUGACGGCCAUCAAGGGACCCGGCGGCAGAUGGAUGAUCCCUCCGGACGCCAAAGAGUCCAUGGACCAGAACAAGAUCGGACUGAAAGGACCCCUGAAGACGCCCAUCGCCGCAGGUCACCCCUCCAUGAACCUGCUCCUGAGGAAGACCUUCGACCUUUACGCCAACGUGCGACCCUGCAUCUCCAUCGAGGGCUACAAGACCCCGUACACCGACGUCAACCUGGUGACCAUCCGAGAGAACACGGAGGGCGAGUACAGCGGCAUCGAACACGUGAUCGUGGACGGCGUUGUUCAGAGCAUCAAACUGAUCACAGAGGACGCCAGCAGACGCAUCGCAGAGUACGCCUUCGAGUACGCCAGGAACAACCAAAGAACCAGCGUGACGGCCGUCCACAAGGCCAACAUCAUGCGGAUGUCAGACGGGCUGUUCCUCAGAAAGUGUCGCGAGGUGGCCGAGAACUUCAAAGACAUCAAGUUCACAGAGAUGUACCUGGACACCGUUUGUCUCAACAUGGUUCAGGAUCCGACCCAGUUCGACGUGCUGGUCAUGCCCAACCUGUACGGAGACAUCCUCAGCGAUCUGUGCGCCGGUCUGAUCGGAGGCCUCGGAGUCACUCCCAGCGGGAACAUCGGCGCCAACGGAGUCGCCAUCUUUGAAUCGGUCCACGGCACCGCCCCCGACAUCGCCGGCCUGGACAUGGCGAACCCCACCGCCCUGCUGCUCAGCGCUGUCAUGAUGCUGCGCCACAUGGGUCUCCAUGACUACGGCAACAAGAUCCAGACGGCCUGUUUCGACACCAUCAGAGACAAGAAGGUGCUGACGAAGGACCUGGGAGGAAACUCCAAGUGUUCGGAGUUUACAGCUGACAUCUGCCGUCGCAUCCAGGAUAUGGACUGAAACUGAGGGAGCUGCUCCGCCACCGGCGCCGCCACAGAGCCACGCCCACCCCCCCCCCCCCCUCCACUGCAGACCGGUUGGAGCUGCAGGGACACGGUCUCCUGAGAUCCUCUGAGUUUUCUUUCUACUGUAUUUACAUGAUGGAAAAGUUGUUGCUGUAAUGAGAUGAUGACAGGUGUGGAGGGGGCGGGGCUUCUGCUGCGGCUGCUACCUGGGUGGUGAACACGACGAAACAUUCACAGUAAACAUGCGCACAAGUUUUAUAUGACCAAGAUAGAAUGCAGAUGUCUUCAUCAGAAUAAUCUGUUGUAACUGAAAUGCCUUCUUAUUUAUUGUUUCCUGUUACCGUCUUCAGAAAUCUGUGACGAGAACGCUGCUUCACUGACGGGCAGCUGCUCUGUCUUCUUACUGAACGCUUUAGCACAUUCAGUCAUUAAAAAAGGGCUUUCAAAGGAC
Molecule: messenger RNA, 1611 nt
Organism: Micropterus salmoides (largemouth bass)
Lineage: Eukaryota; Metazoa; Chordata; Actinopteri; Centrarchiformes; Centrarchidae
Product: isocitrate dehydrogenase [NAD] subunit alpha, mitochondrial-like
Exons: 11
Coding region: 52-1155 (367 amino acids)
Biological process (GO): tricarboxylic acid cycle; isocitrate metabolic process
Cellular component (GO): mitochondrion
Molecular function (GO): isocitrate dehydrogenase (NAD+) activity; NAD binding; magnesium ion binding
Source: RefSeq, a predicted model, not a curated record